Babesia bovis T2Bo is the source of this 3295-nucleotide messenger RNA. Its product is annotated as DNA gyrase B family protein. The transcript has a single exon. The coding region runs from base 391 to 3225 and encodes 944 amino acids. Gene Ontology annotation, biological process: DNA topological change. The record is from RefSeq and is a predicted model, not a curated record. Gene Ontology annotation, molecular function: DNA binding; ATP binding; DNA topoisomerase type II (double strand cut, ATP-hydrolyzing) activity. NCBI's taxonomy places the organism in Eukaryota, Apicomplexa, Aconoidasida, Piroplasmida, Babesiidae.
UUAUACACGCAUAAUACAAAUGAAUAGUUUAGUAUCUAGGCAAUAGUGUAUUGUAUUGCUGUGAUAUAACUACACGCUGUUGUGUCUAAUUGCCGGUGUAGGAAUCUUGAAUCUUGUCUUCAGGGUCCCCGAGGGUUUGAGUUGUGGUUUAUUACGUAGGUCUAUGCAGGAAGGACGAUUAUGCACUAUUCGAUGGGCACUGGUAUGUGGUCAGUCAGUUGACAUCCUAGAGCCUGUAGAGAACUUGACUUUAGCUAUCCCAGAGGCAUACAUAUUUCGUAUAUCUGUUAUGGCAACAUCGCAUAUGGCAUAGUUGUGUCCAGCAUUAUUCACAUGUUCCGGAGAAUGACAUGCCACGUACAGCUUCUAAGAUGAAAAGAAUGUACAAUAAUGACUGGAAUAUCCCGCCUCACUGCUACUGGCAGAUGGAUACAGGUGGUUUUGCAGUGGUGUAUAAUUCUGUUACUCUAUGAAGCGCUGUAUGCAUUGGCCGUGACUACACGCACUGUACCCAAUGGCUCGAAACCGACGUUAUCGAUAUUGUCAUCGGAUAGCGCUAUAACGGGAACUCGCCCUUAUAAGGGGUUUGUAUUCAAUGAUGCACGUGGAUAUUAUCCUGAGACCGGGCGUGUAUCUAGAUCUAAAACUGCAAACAUCAAGUCGCGGGGACUACGCACGUAUUCUACAACUGAGGAGUCCCUAGAGGAAGAUCUGAUAAAUGAAACGGAUGAAAGCGUUGUACCAGACAACACGGAACUUGAGGCCGCCAGUAGCGUUAAUCAGGAAUAUGUGGAGCUACAGGAUGGCCCCGAAGUGCCACGGCCAAGGUUAUCGGAGUACAGUACCGACGACAUUGUCGUGCUGCAGGGCCUAGAAGCAGUGCGCAAGCGCCCUGGUAUGUAUAUUGGUAACACAACAGAAACCGGGUUGCACCAGCUACUAUUCGAAAUCCUGGACAAUUCAGUUGAUGAGUACCUAGCGGGCUGCUGCAAUAAGAUUACAGUAACCCUGCGUGCAGACGGGUCAGCUGAGAUAUCGGACAAUGGUAGAGGUAUCCCAUGCGAUGUAUCCGAGAAGACUGGCAAGUCUGGUUUGGAAACUGUGCUGACUGUAUUGCACUCCGGUGGUAAAUUCAACGACACUACGUCAAAGCCGACUCCAGAGGACCAGGUCGAUGAAUUCUAUGAUACGCAUAUAUCUAGAAAAUUCAGAUCACAGCACGUGCGCGGGCUGCGGAAGCGCUUAAAGGAUGCCAGUAGUAACCCUUACGAAUAUGCCUCAGGGCUCCAUGGAGUAGGGCUGUCCGUGGUAAAUGCGCUUAGCGCGUGGCUGCGCGCUGAUGUUUACAAAGGUACGAAGCAGUACAGUAUCCAGUUAUCCAGGGGCAUGGUGACUGAACCCUUGUCGGUAUCCAAGUGCGCUAAACGUACUGGCACCACUAUAUCGUUCAUGCCGGAUUACGAUCACGUGUUUAUAGCGCACCACGACCAUCAGGUGGAUACUGAAUGCCCCGGCUGUGCCAGUGCGUUUAAUCACGAUACGGUGCGAAACCGUAUAGAGGAGCUGUCCUACGUCAAUCCCAUGCUUACACUGCGGCUAGUGGAUGAACGACUGGUGAACGAAGAUGGAAGCUUCCAUGAGGAGACGUUCAUGCACAAGGGAGGUACCCGAGAAUUCCUCCAGGAUAUCAUCAAGGACCGAGUGCCGCUAUACAAGUCAGCCAAUAUCAUCAACAUACGAGGCAAGUCUGGCGGAGUGGAAGUAGAGGUGUCCCUGAGCUGGGCCGCUGAAACCUAUGCGGCCCAGCUCAAGGGGUUCGCUAAUAACGUAAGUACAUCCGCAGGCACGCAUAUUGAAGGCUUCAAGGCAGCUAUAACCAAAGCAGUAAACCACGCAUGCCGACGUGCUGGGCUAUUCAAGCAUAAGGCACCAUCAAUCAGUGGAGAAUUCAUACGAGAAGGGCUUACCGCCAUUAUAUCGGUCAAGCUUAUGGGUGCUGAAUUCGACGGUCAAACGAAAUCUAAAUUGGGUAACCAAAUUGCACGCACUGCAGUGGAGCGUAUAGUGUCGUACCAGAUGAACGAGAUCCUGGAAAAGCACCCGCAGCUGCUAACGGCAAUAUAUAACAAGUCAAUAGCAGCGAAGCGAGCUUUCGAGGUGGCGAAGCACGCCAAAGAACUUGUAAGGCAGAAGAACGCCAACUUCUUGACAACAGGGCUGCCUGCCAAACUAUCGGAUUGUACAUCCAACGAUAUAGGACUGACUGAACUGUUUAUAGUCGAGGGUGAAAGUGCCGCUGGUAACGCUAAACAAGCCCGUAACCGAAGGUUCCAGGCAGUAUUGCCACUUAAAGGUAAAAUCCUAAAUAUCGAAAAAAUCAGCAGUGACUUGAAAGUCAUGGAAAAUGAAGAGAUCAAGCUACUGAUAUCGUCAAUCGGGCUAGCUGUCAAUCCACAAACAUGGAGGCAAGAUACUUUGAGCCACGUGGAAAACAUGGUGCCCACAUCAACGAGGGAUGCCUUAGUGGCUACAGGGCCUGUAGGUACAACUGUGGAUACUACAGAGGCUAGCAGCAGUGACUCUGUGGAUAAUAAUAAUGUUACCGCCACAGAUAAUCUAGGUAACAUCCCAGUAGAUGCCAGUUCACUGGCACAACUACCGCUGCGAUAUGGUAAAAUCAUUUUGCUGACGGAUGCCGAUGUUGACGGUGCGCAUCUAAGGAUACUGCUGCUGGGACUGCUGUUUCGUAUAUGCCCACAGCUAUAUGAACAUGGUAGGGUGUACAUAGCAUGCCCGCCGCUAUACCGUAUCACCAAUAUGCGCAAAGGCAACAAAGCAAGGAAUGGCCCUAAUGCGUCCGCAUACACAUACGCUUGGAGCGAGGAGGAGCUGCCAAUUGCCAUUAACAAGGAGAUGGCACCUUACAACUUAGAUAGCGUGCCUAGUGAGGAUAUAGCAGAUACCGAACAAACGCCAGAAAUUAAGCCAGACUCAAUGCGAGGUAUAACAGUACAGAGGUUCAAGGGACUGGGUGAAAUGAUGGCCCAGCAACUGUGGGAUACCACAAUGAACCCUGAUAAGAGAAUACUGCGUAGAAUAUCAGUGCAAGACGGUAUGCGCGCCUCGAAAAUGCUGGAGCUGCUCAUGGGUGGAGACGUGCAGUCACGCAAGGAGUUUAUAUUCACACAUGCCGAUGCAUUCCAGCUACAUGACCUAGAUAGGUAGCCCGGCACAAUGCAUUGGGCACGCACAGUGACUAAUGCCACGUACAUCCCCUAUGUUGUACAGUAGCCCA